AUGACUCCCCAUGUCCCCAGUGAUGUCCCCUGUCUGUCCCUGUCCCAGCUGCACGAGCUGAUCCCCGCUGUCAUGACGUGCAUCGUCAGCCGCCAGCUCUGCCUGCGCCCCGACGUCGACAACCACUGGGCCCUGCGCGACUUCGCCGCGCGCCUGGUGGCGCAGGUGUGCAAGAACUUCAGCACCACCACCAACAACAUCCAGAGCAGGAUCACCAAGACCUUCACCAGGAGCUGGGUCGAUGACAAGACGCCCUGGACGACGCGGUACGGCUCCAUCGCGGGGCUGGCCGAGCUGGGACACGACGUGAUCAAGACCCUGAUCCUGCCGCGGCUCCCGGCCGAGGGCGAGCGCGUGCGGAACAUUCUGGAAGGGCCGGUGGUGAGCACCAUCGACCGCAUCGGGGCCGACCACGUGCAGAGCCUGCUGCUGAAGCACUGUGCCCCCGUGCUGGCCAAGGCCCGCGCGCCCCCCGACAGCCCCGAGGCGUUCCGGGCGGAUUUCGGGUACCUGGGGGCGCUGCUGUGCUCGCACGUGGUGAAGGCGCGGGCGCAGGCGGCGCUGCAGGCGCAGCAGGUCAACAGGACCACGCUGACCAUCACCCAGCCCCGCCCCACGCUGACGCUGUCCCAGGCCCCGCCGGCUCCGGGCGCCCCCCCGCGCCCCCCCAGCAUCAUCAAGGUCCCCAGCGCCAUCGCCCUGCCCGUCCCUGUCCCCGUCCCUGUCCCCUCCCUGCCCUCGGGCCGCCCCGGGACCCCCACGCAGCCGUCACCGCCCCCCAAGUUCAUCGUCAUGUCCUCGGCCAGCAGCGCCGGGCAGCAGGUGAUCACCCUGAGCACCUCCCCCGCCCCCAGCGCCACCUCCCCUGUCACCAGCACGGUCCCCAGUGUCCCCAGCGCCGUGCAGCCGCUGGUCAAGCUGGUGCCAGCGCCCGGGGCCACCAGCGCCGCCCCCGGGGCCACCAGCGUCCCCGCCGGCGUCCCCAGCGCCGUGCAGAAAUACAUCGUGGUGUCCCUGCCCCCCGCCGGGGACAGCAAGGGUGGCACUGCCACCGCCGCCGCCCCUGUCCCCAGCGCCGCCCCCCAGCUGUCCCCGAGCGCCAGCGGCGCCUCGCCCAAGGGGGAGGCGGGGGACAGUCCCCAGGGGGGCGUGGCUGCCACCGGCGCUGCCACCAGUGCCACCAGUGCCACCAGUGCCACCAGUGCCGCCUUCAAAGCCAACGGGGCGCAGGAGGGGGGGCAGUGACAGCGGGGACAGCACAGUGCCACCAGGGUGUCACCAAGGUGUCCUCAAGGUGUCACCAAAGUGUACAUAAAGUGUUCCUGAAGUGUCACCAGAGUGUCCUUGGAGUGUCCCCAAGGUGUCACCACAGUGUCCCCAAGGUGUCCCUGGACGCCUCUGUAGGGACAAGGGGGUCUGGGUGUCCCCAGAGUGUCAUGAGAGUGUCACCGAAGUGUCACCAAG
Messenger RNA from Oenanthe melanoleuca, 1464 nucleotides. Its product is annotated as transcription initiation factor TFIID subunit 6-like. The record is from RefSeq and is a predicted model, not a curated record. Gene Ontology annotation, molecular function: transcription coactivator activity; RNA polymerase II general transcription initiation factor activity. Lineage: Eukaryota; Metazoa; Chordata; Aves; Passeriformes; Muscicapidae. Gene Ontology annotation, cellular component: SAGA complex; transcription factor TFIID complex; SLIK (SAGA-like) complex. Gene Ontology annotation, biological process: transcription initiation at RNA polymerase II promoter; RNA polymerase II preinitiation complex assembly. The coding region runs from base 1 to 1245 and encodes 414 amino acids. The transcript is spliced from 7 exons.